Messenger RNA from Heterobilharzia americana, 264 nucleotides. The record is from the annotation of a GenBank genome assembly. NCBI's taxonomy places the organism in Eukaryota, Metazoa, Platyhelminthes, Trematoda, Strigeidida, Schistosomatidae.
AUGGCUAACUGUAGGAAAAUUUGCACAAAUCAACUAAAACCUAAAGAUAUAGCUAUAAAAUGGGAGGAGGUGAUGACAAAAAACAUUCUGGCAGCUCUAAAGAACACAAAAAAGAACACGACAAACAUGGCUCUAAGGAAGGGAAAAAGGACCAUCACAAAAAAAGGUCAGGUUCAGGAAAACGCUCUGGAUCAUCGUAAGUUAAUUUUAUUAAUACUAAUCCAAAUAAUAUUAUUAGCAAUUCUAGUUUGUUUGCUAAUCUAA